AAUAAAUCUGGCAACAAAUCACAGCGCCCUAUAAUUCUCGUUUUGUACUCGAUAUGGUCAUCUGUUUCAAGUAAAGUAAGGGAAGAUGUAUUCGUUUGGGACAAAAAUCGUCAAACCUCAUAAUGAAAAGCUUGAUGAACUUGAAGCCACAAUAUCACAGGCUCUCCUGGAACUUGAAUUAAACAGUGAUCUUAAAGCGCAGUUACGGGAGUUAAAUGCAGUUGGUGCUAAAGAAGUUGAUGUUAACGGCAAAAAGGCUCUUGUCAUCUCUGUACCAGUUCAACAGUUAAAAGCUUUUCAGAAGAUUCAAGCAAGGCUCGUACGGGAACUUGAGAAAAAAUUCAGUGGGAAACAUGUAGUUUUCAUUGCUAGGAGAACUAUAUUACCAAAACCAACACGAAAAAUGAAGGUUAAAAAUAAGCAGAAAAGGCCGAGGAGUCGUACUUUAACAGCUGUCCAUGAUGCUAUUCUUGAAGAUUUAGUAUUCCCAGCAGAAAUAGUUGGUAAGAGAACAAGAGUUCGAUUAGAUGGCACCCGGCUUAUGAAAGUACAUCUAGAUAAGACUCAACAAACUAAUAUAGAGCAUAAAACCGACACAUUUGCUGCAGUUUACAAGAAACUUACUGGCAAGGAAGUCACAUUUGAAUUUCCAGAACCUUUGUUUUAAUCAAGAAGUGUGACUUGAAAAUAAAAAAAAAAUAAAAAGUUUAAAAAAAAA
Messenger RNA from Stegodyphus dumicola, 718 nucleotides. It is a transcript of the gene RpS7, whose product is annotated as ribosomal protein S7. Lineage: Eukaryota; Metazoa; Arthropoda; Arachnida; Araneae; Eresidae. Gene Ontology annotation, molecular function: structural constituent of ribosome. Gene Ontology annotation, biological process: rRNA processing; translation; ribosomal small subunit biogenesis. Gene Ontology annotation, cellular component: ribosome; 90S preribosome; small-subunit processome. The record is from RefSeq and is a predicted model, not a curated record.